GGCGUGUAUGAACAGAACAGAACAGAGUUUCUUUGUCAAGUUGCGAACAAGACUCUAAACUGUUUGUCCCUUCAAAGCAAGAUCCGAAAGAUCAACGACCACCAUCAUCGUCACAAAAAAUGUUUGAUCCUUCUUCAAAAUCGUUCAAUACCCAUUUGAUAUUCCCCAGAGCCUUCGAUGAUCAUCCAGAUUCCGGCGUCUGCUCGCCUCCUCUGUGGAGAACCAGCCCACCCAAGAGCCCUCAAGCCAAUCACCAGAACCUCUCUCCUGUUUCCAAGGCUCAGGUCAUCGCUCGUGGUCAACGAGAGCUUAUGGAGAUGGUUAGCAAGAUGCCCGAGUCGUGCUACGAGCUCUCCUUGAAGGAUCUCGUUGAGGUGAAAACAGAGGAAGAGGAGAAAGAUCCGAAAAUGUUCGAUGAAAUGCCUCAGAGGAGAAAGAUGCAGAGCAAAGUCGUGAGGAAGUCAAAGAGCGACAGAUGGGUCGAUCCGGUGAGAAACAGGGGAGUGAAUAACAGUGGGUUUCUUCUGAAUUUAGGGUUUCCUGUUAGCUUGGGCGCCAAGAAAAAGACCAAGAAGAAGGAUGAAGAUGAUGGUUCUGUGACAAGCAGAGGCUCUCCCAGGCCUUCCAUCUCAGAGGAUAAAGAUUGGUGGAAGUCAGAAUCGAGUAGGAGUCAGAGAGAAGUCUCGAGGAUCAACAGUGGGGGCUCAAAGAGCAGUGCUGGUAGUAGUAGCAGAAGCAAUAGCUAUCGAAGCAGAAGCAAUAGGGAUCGAAGCAGAAGCAGUCUAAGGGAUAAAAACAAAGGAUGCUUAUCUUUCCUCUGGAAUGUAAAUCUACGAGAUUGAAACGAAAUGUUCUUCUUGGUUUAUACACUUCUUUGACCAAGAAGAUUACUGAUUUUUUUUAACCUGAGCUGGAUUUAGUGCGUUCUGUAAAUCCAUGGACGAAGGAAUCCAGGAAUGGUGAAGUUGGAAGCAGAGGACAUGAACAUCUUCUUCAAUGUACAACCAAAUAUUCUAUCCCUUUGUUCUUCUUAUAGUUCUAUAUACACUGAAUUUUCUUUAUAAGCAUAUGUAAUGCAUGCAUAGAGCAUAUGAUGAUGAUCUUUAUAAUAUGUAGAUUGGUACUCUAGCUUUUGCUAACCGAUAAAAGUGUACCAAUGCUCAUCUGUAUAUAUCAAAACUUUACGGUU
Brassica oleracea var. oleracea is the source of this 1189-nucleotide messenger RNA. RefSeq lists its product as uncharacterized. Lineage: Eukaryota; Viridiplantae; Streptophyta; Magnoliopsida; Brassicales; Brassicaceae. The record is from RefSeq and is a predicted model, not a curated record. The coding region runs from base 120 to 842 and encodes 240 amino acids. The transcript has 2 exons.